This is a messenger RNA of Aureobasidium subglaciale EXF-2481, 1110 nucleotides long. RefSeq lists its product as uncharacterized. The coding region runs from base 31 to 942 and encodes 303 amino acids. The record is from RefSeq and is a predicted model, not a curated record. Gene Ontology annotation, molecular function: molybdenum ion binding; catalytic activity; pyridoxal phosphate binding. Lineage: Eukaryota; Fungi; Ascomycota; Dothideomycetes; Dothideales; Saccotheciaceae. The transcript is spliced from 2 exons.
CAAGUGCAGCCAGACGGCUCGCUCAAGAACAUGCAUAUCGCCUACUUCCCAGAGUUGGCUCUCUUGUUUGCGGAUAUCAGAUUUCCCCAAGACCAAAGCCCAAAUAAUGCGUCUAUCCACCUGACGUGGCGACCACCACAUGGAGAAGCGAAGGAGUUGGAUGUGCCUCUCCUUCCGGACACCACCUCUCUGGAGAGGAUCGAAGUGACCAUGCAUUCCAGCCCGACAAGUGCAUACAAGAUGGGGGAAACACACAACAAAUGGCUAUCCACAUGUCUGGGCUACGACACCGUGCUAGCAUAUCUUGGUGAGAACGAGCGUCCGGUCCUGAUGAGCACACAUCAAAAGAGCAACCAGCCUCAAAUCCAACAAGGAGGAGGCUGGCUGUCCUCCAUCACCAGCAAACUACCCACCUCGCUCGGCACGAUCAUCUCAGGCGAUACUGAGCCCGACGACAAAAUCACCUUUGCCGAUUGCGCACCCUUCCUCGUUGUCAAUGAAGCCUCUCUCCACGACGUCAGUCGCCGUCUUCCAGAGAGCGAGGAAAUGGACAUUUCAAAGUUUAGACCCAACAUCAUCGUCAGUGGAGCCGAGUCAUGCUGGGAAGAGGACUAUUGGUCAGAACUACAGACCUCUAGCGGUGUGAAAUUACAUCUGGUGCAGAAUUGUGUUAGAUGCGUAAGCUUGAAUAUCGAUUAUGCGACUGGCAAGCCCGGCGAAGGUGAAUCUGGAAAGGUGCUCAAAAAGCUGCAGAGUGAUCGGAGAGUGGACAAGGGAUCCAAGUAUUCGCCUGUCUUUGGCAGAUAUGCGUUCUUGGGUAAAGGUGACGAAGGCAAGUCUUUGGCUGUUGGGGACGAGGUCACGAUCACUAAGCGCAAUGCUGAGAGGACGACGUUUGACUGGCCGGGGAUCUCUAGCACACCCCUCCCGACUGCAUCCUAGAACCGCAAUCCGCCAAAAGAUCGAUGAGAAUUUUGUCAUUGCUGCUCUCACUUGGAAAAGCACAUUUCUGAUGCUUGUUCACAGCUACAUUUUGUGAUAAGCAAGCAAAUCAAGCACAUACGGCCACAGUCAGCUGAAAACUGGGCAUCCCGUCCGCUCUGCCAUACA